CUGCAGAGCUGGGCGCCGGAACGGAACCGGGCUUGCUUUCCUUCCCGGAAUGUGAGGGUCUGGGCUCGGCCGUGCUCUGCGUUCGUCCCGGUCUUCCCGGUAUCCAGCCGCCGCCGCCCCCGCCGUCUGCCUUCAGAUCGCGUGCGCACGCGGAGGCCGGGCGGCCGGAUCCGUGAAGCGCGCGUCCGCGUGGUCGCCGCCCCUCGGAAGCCUCCGGGGCCGCACACGGGUUCGCUACGGAGGGAGGCGGGGGCCUGCGGGAGGAGGCGGAGGAGGAGCGAGGGAAGAUGGCGGCCGUGGAGCUCGAGUGGAUCCCCGAGACGCUCUACAACACCGCCAUCUCCGCUGUCGUGGACAACUACAUCCGCUCGCGUCGCGACAUCCGCUCCUUGCCGGAGAAUAUCCAGUUCGACGUUUACUACAAGCUUUACCAACAGGGACGCUUAUGUCAACUGGGCAGUGAAUUCUGUGAAUUGGAAGUUUUUGCUAAAGUCUUGAGAGCUUUGGAUAAAAGACAUUUGCUCCAUCAUUGUUUUCAGGCUUUGAUGGAUCAUGGUGUUAAAGUUGCUUCUGUCUUGGCCUACUCAUUCAGUAGACGGUGCUCUUACAUAGCAGAAUCAGAUGCUGCAGUAAAGGAGAAGGCCAUCCAAGUUGGCUUUGUAUUAGGUGGCUUUCUUUCCGAUGCGGGCUGGUACAGUGAUGCUGAGAAGGUUUUUCUCUCUUGUCUUCAGUUGUGUACUCUGCAUGACGAGAUGCUUCACUGGUUUCGAGCAGUAGAGUGUUGUGUGAGAUUGCUCCACGUUCGAAAUGGAAAUUGCAAAUAUCAUUUAGGUGAAGAAACAUUUAAGUUAGCUCAGACAUACAUGGAUAAGUUAUCAAAACAUGGCCAGCAAGCAAACAGAGCUGCUCUCUAUGGAGAACUAUGUGCACUCCUUUUUGCAAAAAGCCACUAUGAUGAGGCUUAUAAAUGGUGCGUUGAGGCGAUGAAGGAAAUUACAUCAGGCUUACCAGUCAAAGUUGUGGUGGAUGUUUUAAGACAAGCUUCUAAGGCCUGUGUAGUAAAACGUGAAUUUAAGAAGGCAGAACAGUUAAUUAAACAUGCAGUGUACUUGGCACGAGAUCAUUUUGGAUCCAAACACCCAAAAUACUCUGACACGCUGCUAGAUUAUGGGUUCUACUUACUCAAUGUAGAUAAUAUCUGUCAGUCUGUUGCAAUUUAUCAGGCAGCCCUUGACAUUCGACAGUCAGUGUUUGGAGGCAAAAAUAUUCAUGUAGCAACAGCUCAUGAAGAUCUGGCUUACUCUUCCUACGUUCAUCAGUACAGCUCUGGGAAAUUUGACAAUGCACUAUUUCAUGCAGAAAGAGCCAUUGGUAUCAUUACCCACAUUCUACCUGAAGAUCAUCUUCUUUUGGCUUCUUCAAAGAGGGUGAAAGCACUUAUUUUGGAGGAGAUUGCAAUUGACUGUCAUAACAAAGAGACGGAACAGAGGCUGCUUCAAGAAGCACAUGACUUGCACUUGUCUUCACUGCAGCUAGCUAAGAAAGCUUUCGGAGAAUUUAAUGUGCAGACUGCAAAACACUAUGGUAACCUUGGAAGACUCUAUCAGUCAAUGAGAAAAUUUAAGGAAGCUGAAGAAAUGCAUAUAAAAGCAAUUCAGAUUAAAGAGCAGCUUCUUGGUCAAGAAGAUUAUGAAGUAGCCCUUUCGGUGGGACAUUUGGCAUCUUUAUAUAAUUAUGACAUGAAUCAAUAUGAAAAUGCUGAAAAACUAUAUUUGCGAUCUAUAGCAAUUGGGAAGAAACUAUUUGGUGAAGGCUACAGUGGACUAGAAUAUGAUUACCGAGGCCUCAUUAAACUUUACAACUCAAUUGGAAAUUACGAAAAAGUGUUUGAGUAUCACAAUGUUCUGUCUAACUGGAACCGGUUGCGAGAUCGACAGUAUUCAGUGACCGAUGCCCUUGAAGACGUCAACAGCAGUCCCCAGUCCACCGAAGAAGUGGUGCAGUCCUUCCUGAUGUCUCAGAAUGUUGAGGGACCAAGCUGCUGAGGGACAGCCUCAGCUAACAAUUACCUUUUCCCAGAUUCCAGGGAAUUCAUACUGUGAAAUCAAAACCAUGUUGUUUUGGGGCUGGUAUUUGCAUUGAAACACUGGUCCAGUCCAUUGAAGACCCUAUUUCGGGUAGUCCUGUAUUGCAGUUCUUGUAGAAUAAGCAUAUAUUGAGUUAUAUCAGCAUGUGCCGCGUGUGUAAGUAGUCCCACAUUCUCACCCCAUUAGAACAACAGGAAACCUUUCCCCCCACCUUUUUAAAAAAAAUCAUUUUUCAGAAAGCCUGAAAGAAAAAAAAGACCCCCUAAAUAAAACUAUUUAAGAGUUUAAAAGAGUUGCAUUCUUAUUAUGUAAGGAUGAUUUUAACAACUUUUUUAACAUGAUUCUUCCAUGUGGAGGUAUCAAUACUGUAUUGUAAAGAAAUUUUAUGGAAAACUCUUUAUAUGCAGUAUAGAAAAGUAACACAGGUACUAAUAAAAGGGGGACAUCCUAAUGUAGACUUGGCUAUCUUUCCCAGAUCGGUGCAUACAGCCAUUCCAGAACUGUAUUUCAGGGAAGGACUGCUGUCAGAUUCAUCUAACUGGACCAGUGUUGAUCUGUCAGUCACAACACCAGGUGGACCAGCAGCUCAGCUCUUACUCUGUUUUUGGUACAAUAGUGAGAUGCCCUAACAGUGUUUGCUAACAGGACCAGAAGGCUCUAAAAGGGCCAGGCAACUGUGGAAGGUGGUUAUUUGGACCAGGGGCUUUAGGUUAUUAUUUUAGUCAAGUACUUGCCUUUUCCAAUAGAAUAUUUGCAGUUAGAUAGAAUGCAAAGUAUUAAAGCAAGAGUUUUAUUUGUAUCAUAGAUACCAAACUAUGGGAUUUGGGCAAUGUCAGUGGCAAAUCUUUAGUCAAGGUACAUAGAUGGCAAUGUCGUAAGCAAGUCUGUAACUUCUAUUGCGGCCACCCUUUUUUUAAUAUUUGCCCUAAUACUCCAUGUUGCUAACAGACAUACUGGCUAAGAGUCAUGAAAUAACUCAUGUCCAGAUGACAAUUUUAGGUUUACUAUAUGUUUGUGAGGAUUAAGAAGACUGAAUGCACAAAAAUAAGUCUUAGAAAAUCCUUAAUUUUUACGGAAGUUAAUAGUACAACUAGUCAUUUUAACUGAAACCCAGGAGUCGCGAGUGGACAGAUCCUCCACUGUAAUGUCUGACUUUCUAAUUGUUUAAAGCUGGCCAGGUUAUUUAAUGUGGAGCUAAUACUCAAUUCCUGAGUUAUGACAUGUAACAAAAAGGUCUUUUGCUGUUACCUCAGUUCUUAGCACAGUGGCCCGUCUGGUGCCUCUAUAGUUAAAAAGUCUGGGCUUCUCCCCUAACGGCUCCUGACUUGGCUAUUAGACACCCUGCUUCUGACAAUGCUUGGAGUAGUUUGUAGAUUGAGUGAGUGUGUGUCAGAUUCUGUUCUUUAGCAUGCUUGUUGGUAAGGGGAAAACAAAGUUAUCAUGUAGAGUAUAGAAACUUCAGAAUUUAUCAAACAUUUUGAACUUCCCGGUUUUAACUUUGUUUGAAACUGCUAUUUGCAGUCUUAGUGAUAAGCCAGUGCAUUUAGGUCCUUAGGAAGGAACUUACUGAGGCUGUACCCGAGUAGAUGAGGCAAGCUCACACCCUAAGAUUACAGCUUUGAAUUCAGAGAUGAAUUUAUUCAUUCCUCUAACUGAAUUUCUCUAUAAAUCCUUCAAAGAAUAAAUCAGCACACUUGCAAUUUGUGCAGCUGGUUCCUCCAGUUAAUUGCAGUCUGUUGUUCAGUGGCACCCUUUACUACCAAGUAGGCUUUGUGACCAGGAGUGGCAUUUCUAAGUUACCCAGCUCCAGCUGCACGGGCCUGUAUGUUUAAUACCUCCAAAGAUAUUGUCAAGGUAGGCUUUGUAUACUAUUAUUGGCCAUUUAGAGCCCUGUGGUAUGUUUGUGGUAUAGGAAUGUCGUGCUAAAUUGUUUUCCAAUAAAUAUUUUGAAAUUGAAGUUUCCACAUGAAUUAUUUUUAUUUAAUCUGAAUUUUUGGUCUUAUACAUAUACAACAUGUUGUAUGAUCAGAUAACUUAAGGACUCAUCCUCCUUAACUCAGUUUAAGCUUAACUCAUACUUGGUGAUAGAGUAACAUGUUUAGAAGCCUGUGGUCACAGGGUGAUAAUGUCAGCUGACAACCAGCUCCUACCCCAGCAUCAUUAUUGCCAAGUUUCUCCAUCUUACCGGUCCUUUAAUGCAGUUUUCUCUAAGUUCAUAAAAAUUAAUGCCUGUACUCUAGCAAUCUGUUUAGUAUUUUUGUUGGGGGGUUGUUUGUUUUGGGUUUUGUUUUUGUUUUCUUGUUUGGUUUUGAUUUUCAUGACAGGAUUCCUCUGUGUAGCCCUUGUUGUACUGGAACUCGGAUCUGUAGAUCUGCCUGCCUCUGCCUUCCGAGUGCUGGGAUUAAAAUUGUGCACCACCACCGCCUGGCACAAGUGGUAUGACUUGAUAUGUCCUGAUUCUACUGAAAAAGUAAUUCCCCAAUAAUUUCAAGUGUAGGAUUUAUCCCUUUAGCAAGAAUUUUUAGGAUGAGGAAGUAAGGAAUGCCACCAUGAUUUGAAUUUUAAAAUUAAAGCAGGGUAUGUCUGUAAUCGCAGUACUCGGGACACUGAGGCAGGAAGAUACUAAAUUCCAAGCAGAGAAAAAAAUUUCAAAGGAAAAACUGAAUAAAAUUUACCUCACAAUAAUCAAUAGCUUGCAUGAAAUUUUAAGUAAGAGCCUAUGAUCUCACCCUCCCCUGAAUUCUCUUUUUCCUAACCCUGGUGCUACUCCAGUUGGGGGUGCUGGGUAGCUUGUGCAUAUGACACAGGUGAGUCACUUGCAUUCAGUGUAAUAGCGCCAACUGAGGUUUUCUUGCAUGGUACUUAUGGGUCCUCAAAUGAGACGUUGUCUUGGGAAUUGGACUGUUUCUCCAUCAAAUCUACAUUCUUUUGUUAAAAAAAAAAAAAACCAACUCAACAGUGCCCUGCCAGGUAUUCCUGCGUUGUCCUAAACCAUGAGAAGAGUUGAGAGUCAUUAAUUUCAGGAAGCUGCUAAGUGGCGCAAGAUUUAAUCACAACUACUCUUGCAGAGGCUAAGAUAGGAGAAUCACUUAAUAGCCAGUGAGAUCCUGUCUCAGGAAAUCCAGUGAAAGUGCAGCCCCUACAAGCUUCAAGUCUUGAGCCCACCAUUAAGCUUGUCUUUACAGUUCAAACAGCUGAGCCUAAAUAUGAUGCAAGCUUUGGCCAAAACUUUGAAAAUUCAAAGCAUGAUUUGCUAAGUAGCAUGUGUUGUUAACUGCCACUUAUUUUUUUUUUUAUGUUUUCCCCUUGGGUUUUUGGACUUGCUGCUUCCAGUCUUCUUUUUCUGGGUUAGCAGAGUUACUACUGGAAAAAUUCUUAUUUAUAAUUACUGAAUUUUUAAGAGUUUUAUUUUUGUUUUAAAGAUUAACACUUCUUUUGCCUCUUGGCCUUUAGAGGACUUCAAAUUACCUGAAAAAAAAAAAAGAAAAAUUUAUUUUAAAUAGAACAUUUGAAGUAGUCUACAGAUUUUAAGGGUAGUAGUUCCUUUGUUUCCAAAUCUCAGGAAUGUUUUAGGCAGAAAACGGCUUUUAUCCUGGUGGUGAUUUGAAGGCGUGUGUUGUAGGAUUCUUAACACUGUUAUUUGCAGUUCUAGGUAUCUAUAGCAUGAGUGGCCUUAAUGAGUUUGUUGAAGUGCACAUGUUUUUCGAAAGUAAAAUUUAUGAUUAAAUAUAUAUGCUAUAUAUAGAUAUCUAGAAAUCUUGGUUGUGGUGCACAAAGUGUUGGAUCACUGAAUCGCAGGUAUCAUUUGUAUGACAUCACUCGUUUCUGUAUAUUCCUUUUAUGGGAAAAUAUGUUGCCAUGGUGACUAAAAUUUUUCAAUUUAGUUUUACUUUUAUUACGUGAAUGAAUGCUACAUUUUAUUAAAUAUUACCAGGUCAGUACUAUUUUUAUACCUUAUUAAGCAACAGGAGUUAUAGUUUAAUAGGCUCAAAAAAAACCCUUAAUGGAAUAAUUACAAAUGAAUCACUAACAUUCUUUACAGACAAAUCCCCACUACUAGUGCCACAGGAAUUUCUAUGGAAAUAUCUAAGGUCAUUAAUAGAUUCUGAAAACAGUUCAUUGAGUCAGACAACCUUUCAUACCAUUCUCACCUACUUGUAGCGCCCACUGUUAUUUGUAACUAUAAAACCACACUAAGUAUGUUUGUAACCAGCAUUGUGAUAUAUUCUGUACUUGUAUUGCUAAAUGAAUUAUUGACCUAAUAAAUAGUGUUCCUGCA
Messenger RNA from Mesocricetus auratus (golden hamster), 6366 nucleotides. RefSeq names its product amyloid beta precursor protein binding protein 2 (gene Appbp2). The coding region runs from base 288 to 2045 and encodes 585 amino acids. Gene Ontology annotation, molecular function: protein binding. The record is from RefSeq and is a predicted model, not a curated record. The transcript is spliced from 13 exons. NCBI's taxonomy places the organism in Eukaryota, Metazoa, Chordata, Mammalia, Rodentia, Cricetidae. Gene Ontology annotation, biological process: intracellular protein transport.